Molecule: messenger RNA, 606 nt
Organism: Parastagonospora nodorum SN15
Lineage: Eukaryota; Fungi; Ascomycota; Dothideomycetes; Pleosporales; Phaeosphaeriaceae
Exons: 2
Coding region: 1-606 (201 amino acids)
Source: RefSeq, a predicted model, not a curated record
AUGAUGGGCUGCCCGCCAUCCCUACGAGGCAGGACCCGAGUGCUCAAGAAAGCGGGCGACUCGGACAGCGACUCUGACCCCGACUCUGACUCUGAUGACGAAGACACUCAAGCAACAUUCCUCAAGCGCAUCCAAUCCAUCAACAAUGCCGCCGAAGCCUCCGCGAAGAAAGGCAAAAAGAGCCCUUCCGAGAUCGCCGAAGAGCGCGCCCUCGCCAUCGAGGAAGCACAAAACCAGAAACUCGAAGCAGACGUCAAAAUCGACGAUAAAAGAUCCCGGCGCGCAAUGAGCCGAACACUGAAGCAAAAGCGCAGAGAUCUCAAGCGCGAGCACAAGCAUAAGAAGAGGGAGUUGAAGGCGGCACAUGGCAAAGGGAAGGGCAAGGCGAAGAAGAACCCUGCGUGGAAGAUGGCGAAGAAAGAAUAUAAGACGAAGAGGAAGGAGUUGAGAAAAGACAGGGCGAAGGCGAGGCAGGAGUGGAGGGAGGCGAGGUCGGAGAGGUUGAGGGAGAGGAGGGAGGCUAGGAGGGGUGUAGCUGAGCAAGAGGAGGAAAUGAGUAAGAUGGUUUGGCUGAUUGUAGAGAAUCUAGACGAUCCAGUUGCUUGA